AUGGUUCUGAUGAUGGAGUCACACACCUGGAACCUUCCUAAAACGGUUCCAGGAAUGUUGGAACAUUCUGUUAAAGUUCCAGGAAUGUUGGAACGUUCCUUUAAGCUUCCAGGAAUGUUGGAAUAUUCCUUUAAGCUUCCAAGAAUGUUGGAACAUUCCAUUAAAGUUCCAGGAAUGUUGGAACGUUCCUUUAAGCUUCCAGGAAUGUUGGAACAUUCCAUUAAGUUUGUUCCAGGAAUGUUGGAACGUUCCUUUAAGCUUCCAGGAAUGUUGGAACAUUCCAUUAAAGUUCCAGGAAUGUUGGAACAUUCCAUUAAAGUUCCAGGAAUGUUGGAACAUUCCAUUAAAGUUCCAGGA
This is a messenger RNA of Cyprinodon variegatus (sheepshead minnow), 357 nucleotides long. RefSeq names its product glutamine-rich protein 2-like. The transcript has 2 exons. Lineage: Eukaryota; Metazoa; Chordata; Actinopteri; Cyprinodontiformes; Cyprinodontidae. The record is from RefSeq and is a predicted model, not a curated record. The annotation marks the transcript as partial.